GUUUCUACCAUGUUGGAACACAGCAGGCCAAUCAUAGUUUACAAACCACUACUAUAUCUGACGCUUCUGGUCCAAAAAUCUGUCGUGUUCCAAACCAAUACGUGAAUAUAGAAAUUAUCCGUCGUUGUCGCAUGUCGGCGGAGUCGGAGUGCUGUUCCGCCGGUGGUUGUUCAUUUAUCUUGAUACAAUUUUUAUGUUGCACAAAGCAAUCAACUAACGUUAAAACAAGAAUACAAACACAGUUUCACAGUCGGUAUGCAUUCCGGUUCCGUGCCUGACACCGUGCAGGUUGCCGUGCGCAUCAGGCCGCUAUCAUCGCUGGAGCUGGCCAGCGGCCACCAUAACGUGAUCGUACAGCCGAACCCUGCCGAACCACGGCUCGUUGCGCGCGGUGCCGAAGAGUUUACGUUUACGGAAGUGUUCGGGCCGACCGUGUCGCAGGCGGAAGUGUACGAUCGUUCGGUGCGCGGGAUCGUGCUUAAGCUGCUGCAAGGCUUCAACGUGUCCAUAUUGGCGUACGGCCAGACGGGAUCGGGCAAAACGUACACGAUCGGAACAUCGUUCGAUGGGCGGAUAACGAACCACAGUGGAAUAUUGCCCCGUGCGCUGCUGGACAUCUUUGAUGCGGUGAAUGCGCCGACGGAUGGUGAUGCGGGCUGCUCGAGCUACCGCGUGUUCUGUUCGUUUAUGGAGCUGUAUCAGGAGCACGUGUACGAUCUGCUUUCGCACCGGAAUCGAUACGAGCGGCUGUUGGGCAUACGGGAAGAUGCUGAAGGUGUCAUCGUACCGGGACUGACCGAGCUGGCCGUCUCGAGUGCAGAGGAAACGUUCGGAUGGUUAAUGCACGGGGCGAACAGCCGUGCCACGGCACCAACCCGCAUGAACAAGGAAUCGAACCGAAGUCACACCAUAUUCACGGUCAUUAUCCGUUCACGGCGAAAGGCGAACGCGGCGACGGGUGGUGAGCACGUGAUGAUAUCGAAGCUCCAUUUUGUCGAUCUUGCCGGCUCGGAACGGGCCAAGAAAUCGCGGGCCAGCGGUGACCGGUUGCGGGAAAGCAUCCAGAUCAACAAGGGACUGCUGGCACUCGGGAACGUCAUCUCGGCGCUAGCAUCCUCCAGCGGAACGUCACCUUCCAAGUCAGCCCGCAGCACGUUCGUGUCGUACCGUGAUUCGAAGCUAACGCGGCUCCUGCAAAACUCACUCGGUGGAAAUUCAAUCACGCUGAUGCUGGCCUGCGUUUCACCCGCCGAUUACAACAUUGAGGAAACAAUCAGCACUCUGCGGUACGCUGAUCGAGCACUAUCGAUUCGCAACAAACCCGCUCGAACACCGCCGGCACCGAUGAGCCAGUCGAGCAGCGUUGCCGAACUGGAACGUUUGUCCAAAACGGUUUCGGAGCUUCGUACCGAGAACGAUCAGCUGAGACGCCGCAUUGCCGCCGAACUGAAGCCAGCGAUCGAGGCCGGUUUGGCCGGUGGAAAGAACGGCACCGGACGCCAUCUUGCCACCCAGAAUCGUUUACUGCACGGUCAGCUACAGUCAUCGAUCGAAGAGUCGACCCGCAACGAGCUCCGUGCGUCGAUCGCCGAGAAUGCGCUCGGCCGGUUGGAACCGCUGGUGUUGCACGAAUUGCGCACGGAAUAUGACGAUCUCGCCGGCACGGCCCUGACGCCCCUGUCCGGCGAUGAGCUGCGAGCGAAAUGUGAGGAAAUACUGCUACGAUACCGCACCGAGUACGAAGCGCUCCGGCAGCGUCCAACGGCACAACAUCGUUCCACCCUCGAUUAGCGUCGUGCAGCAAACUGCGGCCGCGAAAAAGUUUUACCCGAAGGCCAUUUCUUUUCUGUAGUCACUUUAUUCCUUUCUUCCUUCGUCUCUGGUUGGUUCCGUUUAGCUACAAAUAAAUUUAACUUCCGUACAGUCACUCACUCACUGAACUCCACUAGCUGCGAGCGUACUCUUAACCGUGUCCUGUUACUUCCUACUUCCGUCUUAAGCAGCAGGGGGAAAUGAAGUUUGAUAAAUACAAAUGAAAUGAGCCAUAGCCGUUGUUACUCUACUGUGUGUAUGUUGCAAAUUUACAGCAAUGUAUGCUCCGUAAUUCAAAUGGCCUCCGGUUCGCCAUUAUGCUCGCACCAAGUAUAUGUGCCUCACGCGUGGUGUAGCUCUGGGCUCACACUUCUGCUACAUUUGUUUGACUAGACGUGUUAACUUACGUUUUGUUGAGUCGAGUUUUGAUUUCUUUGAUUCUCCACUCUCUUUCUGUUUUGAUAUAUUUUCUAACCUUACUUCUCUUCCCUUUGCGUUUGGCGCUAAAAAAAACGAAUGAAACCUGGCGGACCUAAGCUAAAUUAGUUGUGAUCUUUAUCUCGCGAAAUCUGUGACAGUAAAUUAAAUGCUAAUGCCGUACUAAACUAAACACUGCCCGCUGGUAGAGUGGGUUUCAUCCAGUCUACACUUUACGCAUUAAGAAUUUAAUACUCACUUUUGUUUGCCGUUGUUGAAAUUUCGCGCUUUCGGGGAAAUGCGUUCCGAAAAAGUUAGCUACUAUAGUAGAGCCUUCCCCAACAAAUAAUCUCAGCUUCGUUAUCCUAAUGUUGCCGUAUUGUUUGAACACACACAUACACUCUCUAAAACCUUUACCAGUGCAAAUGCAAUUAAACUUGUAAUGAUGCUGCUGUUUUUCACACAAUUCGCUCAACAUAAUCCGCAAAUCCUAGCCAUGCGGUGUGUCUCUGUGUCGAACUUGAAAUAUACAGGGUACUCAGACCAGUUCAAUAUUGUAGCGUUAUAUGUCAACAGUAUAAAACGCUAAUCCGACUUCGUACCUGCAAUUCAACCUCGUUAAUCCUUCUCCAAGGUUUAUGUAUUUUGAAGGUGAUUUUUUAUCGAUUUUCCCGAGUGCCAUUUUGGUCGAUAUAUGUCAGAGUUUUUUUUUACAAAAUUUAUAUGGUUUUGGGUCAUCUUCGCAUAUCAAAUUCCACAGAAGAUUGAAGUUAUUUGGAUUCAUAAAUCGUCAAAAAAAAAAAAACCGCUAGCGAUACCACAA
This is a messenger RNA of Anopheles stephensi (Asian malaria mosquito), 3052 nucleotides long. RefSeq names its product chromosome-associated kinesin KIF4-like. The transcript has a single exon. NCBI's taxonomy places the organism in Eukaryota, Metazoa, Arthropoda, Insecta, Diptera, Culicidae. The record is from RefSeq and is a predicted model, not a curated record. Gene Ontology annotation, biological process: microtubule-based movement; mitotic spindle organization. Gene Ontology annotation, molecular function: microtubule binding; microtubule motor activity; ATP binding. Bases 256 to 1791 code for a protein of 511 amino acids.